UAACAGGUUGCGAACAGUUGCCUUGCGCGUCCGCCUGGCCGAGAAAUCCGCACACAGGCCCAACAGAUGAAGAAGCGGCAGCACACUGCUCUCAUUUCCACGGCAGAUUCAGAACCAGUCGAAUGCUUUGAGGGGUGGCGAGUUGCUUCUUGCCGAUAGGGAAGGUCCUGGCGCCGCGUGUACUGCCCCACUGGCGCUGUUUCAGAGAAGCGAGUGUUAUUUGCCACACGAGGGAGACCCGCACAAUGUGAAGCAGGUGUCUGCUAAGCGCGUCCGGAGAAGUGGUCAAUUGAUUGGACGAGCAGCUUGUGCGGCUGAGCUUUCAAGCUACCGGUGUAAAGUUGCAUAGAACCGGUACCUGGCGUUCUCUUGUGAUCCUCAUCACCGCGUGUGAUCAGUCCUGCCUCAACCAAGUACUCUGCUGGAAUACCACAGGUCACAAUGUCACAAAAAGUACAGGUGAUGCCGCCACGCGGAAGUUCCAAGGGUGGCAGGGACAUCGUGCUAGUCUAUCCGAAACAAAUACCCGAGUCUAAGACUUACACCGUGACGUUCAAGACGGAUACUGGUGGACGGGCGUAUUCAUCGAAAGCUGAUGCACAGAAGGUGGCCGAUAACACUGUCAUUGUGAAGCUGCCCCCACACGGGCGAAAAGACAAGGUUCGACUCUCCAUAUUUGGUGAUCAUCCGCUCCACUUACCACCGGCAGACUUUGAGUUCAUCGGUGUUGCCAGGAUGUUGCUUGAUCAGCUACCCAUGCCCAUUACUGCUGCACAGAUUCUGGGCCUGAUGUUGCUGAUAAAGGAUGACGAAGUCCGGAGUGACUGUUCGAUGCUUGACCUGGAACUGCUGGGCACAAUCUCCAAGAGUUCGGAAGGCUUGCCGUCCCUCACAAUCACUGAUAUCCUGGAAGGUACCAGGCUUUCGGCACGCGACGACAAGGAGAACCUGCUUCACAUCUGCGGCGAGUACGGUUUUCUCAACCUGGCCAAUCACAUCCUGGACUCGCCGGCACUGUUUCCCAGCCUGAGCAGUGAUCUUAACGCCUGCAACAAGAGAGGACGCAAUCCGGCCGAGGUGGCGCUAGAGUUUGACGAUUUGGAGUUGUACGAGCUGUUUGUUGCUCAUGGGUCCACACCUGCUAGCGGUGAAGCUAGCAACAGUGAGCGCCGCAACACAGCAGCGCCACCCGCACCUCUGAGCAAGAAGGCCAGCUCUAUGACUCCAAAUGCGCUCUUCCGUCAGCUGGGCAACCGGAUUCGUACCAGCUCAACAGCAGAGGACUCGCGUACUUCUAAUUCCCCUACCACUAAGCGUGCUGGAUCGUAUAUCGACGUACAGUUGAGCCCCGGGCAGUCAAAUUCCCUGGGCAGGUCUGGCUCAAUCCUCUCCGCACUAUCGGCAGUACAGGACAGCACAGGUGCAACAGAUGAGCAGGAUGGAGACGACGGUCCCAAUACCGACGAUGGUGGAGCAUCACCGGCAACGAAGAGAAAGGUGAAGACGCUUGGAAUCAAUCCGUUCCGGAAGAAUCGAGGAAAGGCUAAGGAGAGCAAAUCCGUUGAAUUGCCUAUCCAAGACCAAAUUGCAUCGACGUCCCACACUGAUGCCCCUUCAGCAACGACACCACUAUCUCCCACAACGUCACUGCAGCAAGAUCAACUGUGGACGUUGAUGCAGAAAGUUGAGGGCUAUGCCAGGGUCAAGUUACCUUAUGAGCCAUCUGCAUUUGACGAAGGCAAACUGCGCAUGCAGAUUGGUGACGUUCUGUACAUCACUGAGCGAGAUGACUCCGGCAUCUGGUCUGGCAUUCUGAACAAGAAACAGUUUGGCAAGUUUCCAAUGGUGUACGUGGCGGAGAUCUCGCAGCAAGAGGCGGAGCAGUUGCUGUCCGACAGUGGCAGUACGGCAUCAGGAGACUCGGAUGCCAAGCCUGGCAACCGAUUGUCAGGUUCCAUACUGGCUCAGCAACCCAGGCCACCGGCCGCUAGACCAAGUAUUCAGCAGUUGCCCUUGCCCACGGCACCGGGCACUGUAUCGCCUUCCCAUUCCAGCCAUUCACACAUGUCAUCGUCGGCAAUGCGUACGGGCUCUCUGGCGCGCAACGAGUCCUUUCCAGUGGCUCCUAGUCGCGAUGAACCAACGGCAAUGCCGGCAAAGUUCAUACCAGCUAUGGAGUCUGAUGAUGAGUUUGAGGGUCUCUACACAACAGUUGCUCCGGACGAGCCAGAAGGGAGGGAAGUGCAAAUCACGGGCCAGGAUCUGGAAAUGAACAGUGACGAAGAUUAUGACGUCGUUCAGGAACCGGCCGCUCCCGGUGUGAGGUCGCCGCCAUCUCAUGCUACCACCGCUGCUUUGGGUGCAGACCGAUCAAGUCGACCUGUGCAACUGAAAAACCCUCCUGUCGGUUGGAAGGCAGCAGCUCCGGCACCAGCGCGCACUCCGAUAUCCCCACCACCUGGGCCAGCAGCUGCCCUUGCCGCUGCCACUGCUGCUGUGGCACAGAAGAGCAAGAAGGGAACACCGCCUCCGCCUGUGGCACCACCACCGGCCCCAGAAGAAGAAGAAGAAGAAGAAAUUCCGGAACAGGACAAAAACUUCUACCAAGUGCUAUAUCAAGGCGACAUCACCAAGGCUUACAGUCCGGAUCGGUCCGUGGAGAUGAUGGACUAUAUCGCAAUCAAGCCUGGAGAGUGCGUAAACAUCUUGUGCGAGCCGUCCGGCGAGUCGUGGGCUCUGGUGGAGAAGUCAGGAAAGAUUGGCCGCGUCUACAGCAACUACUAUGCACCACGUCCGGAGCACAAGCCAGCACACAGAGCAAAGCCUAUUCACUUAAGCAGACGACUAAAACACAUUGACUGCAUUCUGCCGGGUGAUCAGAUUGGAGUGCAUGUAGACAACGUCACGCAAGACUUAGUCAUCUUCCAAGUGGACAAAUUCGAAGAGUCCAUUCCGGAGCCGACCCCGGAGCCAUUUCCUAUACCCGACGACUUGCCGCCUCCUCCUAUGGUCAACGCAGAGCCCUAUGAUCCUGAACUUUAUGAAGACAUGACUGGAGAGCAACAAAGCGGGCAAGAUGCUCCAGCACCAGUGAAUCCUGUGUCUACGUUUCUAACUUCACGACCACCAACAAUGGCGCCAAUGCAUCAGAAGAACAAGCCACUUCCAGCGAAUAAUGGCUUUCCUUCACCGGUGGCAGCCCUGAAAUCACCACCUACAUCCAAGAAGCCACCCGGGAGUCCAGCAACUAAGAAACCACCGCCAAGCACUCCCAAACGUUUUACACCCGUGUCGGCUAGCAACACUAUUGGUGGAGCUAGUCCCGUGAUGGGCAGCAAGAUCAGCGAUCUGAAAGCACAGCUCGGGAAAUCGCCGCUCACACCGCUCAAGCCCUUUGGAGGCAGUCCGGCAACCGCUCCGAAGACAGCCAGCCCAGCAACGGCACCCAAGAAGACUGGAUUUCAGCGGCAGUACUGAGUGUUCAUGCACUGCCAGUAUAUAGCAUGGAAGCAGACUGGGUCAUAAGUGCAGAUCCCGUAUGUGCGAAACCAGUAUGGGUGGAUCUAAGAUUAUGUGCAGAUCCAAUUUGUGCAGAUGCAGUACCUGCAGAUCCAAUAUAUGCAGAUCUAGUAUGUGCAGAUCGAGUAUGUGCAGAUCCAGUAUGUGCAGAUCCAGUCCCUGCAGAUCCACCAGUAUUCUACAGAUCCAGUAUCUACAGAUCCAGUACAAUAUGCAGAUCCAGUAGAUGCAUGUGCCCCACAGUAUCUGCAAAUCCAGUAGUUGCGUGAAAAGUUGAAACCCAGUAUGUGACAAUCCAGCCAGCCACUACGAAAGGACCAUGUCUACACUUCUUUUCCUCCCUCCAUAGAUCACACUGUUAACACGUAGAACACAGACAAAUUUCACUUUUUUUGCAUACUAAAAACCUAUCUAACUUACCCAACAUGUGAUUCACAUGCUGUGCCAGUUGUAACAUGGCGUAGACUGUAGAGACGAUAAUGAUAAUUCUACGUUUUUGAAGAGUAAGCGUAACACCAUUUUGCCAAGUUUUCACCACAUGAGAUAUAUAAUUCAGUAUUUUUUGGACCAAUCGUUCUGUUAAAACCAUGAAUCGCUAUUAAUUUUUUAAAAGAUGAUCAAGCAAAAUAUUUUUUCCAAGUGCAUUGACGCUUGGCAUUGUACUACGACAUACAUGUACCUUUUGCUUGAUGCAAUACAAGCUGGAGUUGCGCUAAGGGA
Molecule: messenger RNA, 4239 nt
Organism: Sycon ciliatum
Lineage: Eukaryota; Metazoa; Porifera; Calcarea; Leucosolenida; Sycettidae
Exons: 28
Coding region: 442-3477 (1011 amino acids)
Molecular function (GO): protein binding
Source: RefSeq, a predicted model, not a curated record